AUGUCUUGGUUAUUUAAUAAAGCUUAACAGCCAGUUCAAUAACCUAAACUUCCUUAAAAUUUUGCGGAGAAAGUCUUAAAUUUAGAAUUAGAUGUAGAAUCAAAUGCAGCUUCAAAAGAAGAAAUUUAAGAGCUUUUAGAGUUAUAUAGUGUAAUAUUAAUUACUAAUAUAGUAAGCUGUAGAAUAUUAUUCCUCAGUUAAAUCUGAAAGAUAUACUGUUUUUACAAAUAAAAUUCAAGCUUUAUUAAUGAAACCUUACGUGAAUAAAAUGUUUGGAGCUGAAGUCAAAUAAGAAUCCAAAUAAAUUUAAUAAUAACAUGUGCAAAAAGAAUAAAUCAAAAAUAACAUAUAAUUCAUUUAAUAAAUGGAUAGUAAUAAAUAAGUCUAAUAGAUGAUGACUGCUGCUAUUGAUGAAAAAAUCAAGAGAGAAAAUAUUAUUGCUGAUGAUUUUAAAAUGUAAGAUCAUAGAGUAUAAUAAAGAAUGCUAAAAAGAAUUAAAGUAUUUAUUAAAUGUUAAUCAAUUAUAGGAUCCUUCAAAAUAUAACUUAGCUAUCUCUAAAAGUACUUCACUUAGACAUUUAAAAUUGGACAUAGAAUCUUAAAGUCAACAAUCAACUCUACCAGAUACAUUAGAAUAAGGAUUAGAAAUAAGAUCUGAUCCAGCUUUAGAUAAGUUUUCAGAAGCAACAGCUUAGUAAUAAUUCAAUGAUUUUAUUAAAAAUGAUUUUGACUAAGUGGAAUAAGUUUCUUAAUUGCCAACAUAAAAUGGACAACAUCAAAUUCCAAAUCCAGAACCUGAAUUAGUUAGUCUUCCUAUUAAGCCAUCUUAAAUUAAGGAUAAACUAUAUUCAUAUUUUAAUGAUGAUCCUUAGCCUAUUGAUCAAUAAAACUGGUCACUUCAGUUAGGGGAUUUAUAGCAUCCAAAAUCAAAAAAAGUUAGAGAAAUGGUUAACAAAAAUACAGAACUUAUAAAGUAAAAAAAAGAGCUAAAUAAUAUUUUACCAUAUUGA
Molecule: messenger RNA, 1010 nt
Organism: Paramecium sonneborni
Lineage: Eukaryota; Ciliophora; Oligohymenophorea; Peniculida; Parameciidae
Source: the annotation of a GenBank genome assembly